This is a messenger RNA of Chaetura pelagica (chimney swift), 1410 nucleotides long. It is a transcript of the gene SCARB1, whose product is annotated as scavenger receptor class B, member 1. Gene Ontology annotation, cellular component: caveola; cytoplasm. Gene Ontology annotation, biological process: plasma lipoprotein particle clearance; recognition of apoptotic cell; cholesterol import. Gene Ontology annotation, molecular function: low-density lipoprotein particle binding; lipid binding; scavenger receptor activity. The transcript is spliced from 12 exons. The record is from RefSeq and is a predicted model, not a curated record. The coding region runs from base 1 to 1410 and encodes 469 amino acids. NCBI's taxonomy places the organism in Eukaryota, Metazoa, Chordata, Aves, Apodiformes, Apodidae.
AUGGACCUGCCUGAGAUACAAAAUGUCAGGAUCGACCCCAGCAGCAUCUCCUUCAGCAUGUGGAAAGACAUUCCUGUUCCUUUCUACAUGUCUGUGUACUUCUUUGAAGUGCUGAACCCCAAGGAGGUUCUCCGUGGAGCAAAGCCAGCACUGAACCAGCGCGGACCCUACGUUUACAGAGAGUACAGGUAUAAAACAAAUAUCACGUUCCAUGACAAUGACACCGUCUCCUUCCUGGAGUACCGGAGACUCUUCUUCCAGCCACACUUGUCCAACGGCAGUGAAGAAGAGUACAUUGUUGUGCCAAACAUUUUGAUGAUGGGAGCAGCUGUAAUGAUGGAAAACCUGCCAAACUUCAUGAAGCUUGUAGUGAGUGCAGCCCUGGCUGGCCUGAAACAGGAGGCAUUCAUGAACCGGACGGUGGGGGAGAUCAUGUGGGGCUAUGAUGACCCUCUUAUAGACAGAAUAAAUAGUCUUGUUCCUGGCCUCAUCCCUUUCGAGGGAAAAUUUGGUUUAUUUCUACAGAUGAACAACUCCCAUUCAGGACUGUUCACAGUGAACACAGGCAUGAAGGACAUCAGUAGAGUUCACAUGGUGGAGUCAUGGAAUGGACUAAAGAAGGUAAGUUACUGGCGGAGCAAUGAGUGCAACAUGAUCAACGGAACCUCAGGGGAGAUGUGGCCACCAUUCAUGCCCCCAACAUCACUGGAGUUCUACAGCCCUGAUGCCUGCAGAUCCAUGACACUUGUGUAUGAGCAGUCCGGGAAGUUCAAGGGUGUGCCCACCUAUCGCUUCGUGGCACCGAAAACUCUCUUUGCCAAUGGCACAGACUAUCCACCCAACGAAGGCUUCUGCCCCUGCCUGCAGUCUGGCAUCCAGAACGUCAGUAGCUGCAGGAUGAAUGCACCAAUGUUCAUUUCCCAUCCUCACUUCUACAAUGCUGACCCAGUUCUGGUGGAUGCUGUUGAAGGCCUCCACCCCAGCAAGGACCAGCACGGACUCUUCCUCGAUGUGCACCCGAUGACAGGCAUCCCCAUGAACUGCUCCAUCAAGCUCCAGCUGAAUCUGUACAUAAAGCACGUGCCUGGCAUAAUACAAACAGGGAAUAUUAAGCCAGUGGUCCUGCCGCUGCUGUGGUUUGCAGAGAGCGGAUCCAUUGAAGGCACAGUCCUAAAGCAGUUUUACACCAACCUGGUGCUGAUCCCAUCCCUCCUGAACUACCUGCAGUAUAUCUUCUUUGGGCUGAGUGUCCCAUUCAUUAUCUCAGCAGCUGUACUCUUGCUAAUAAGUCAGAGAACCACUGCCCAGAAGAGCCCAGCCCACCCCACCACGCAGAACCACCCACCCCCCUUCUCAGAGACCACGCCGCUGCUCCAGGCCACCGGCACCCUGAGCCCGGACACCGCCUGA